Lacerta agilis (Sand lizard) is the source of this 1555-nucleotide messenger RNA. RefSeq names its product chromosome 7 C18orf63 homolog (gene C7H18orf63). Lineage: Eukaryota; Metazoa; Chordata; Lepidosauria; Squamata; Lacertidae. The transcript is spliced from 14 exons. The coding region runs from base 172 to 1368 and encodes 398 amino acids. The record is from RefSeq and is a predicted model, not a curated record.
AUUAAUCCUCCCCCAGUAAUGUGCUACUGAAAAACCUAACUUCUCACCUACCCCCUCUUUCUUAUAUUAAUUUGCCUUUAUUUAUAUGUACCCUUUCUGAUAAUCAUUCCCCACCUCCUCCACUUUGUUAUAGGUCAGAGGUUACUCAGUUCUUGUAGCUAGCAAAGCAAUAUGAAUGACGUUACGUGCCAGUCUUUGUUUUUCAUCAGUCUGCCUGAGCUGCGAAAACUCUGUGCCGUGAAGGUUACACUGAAUUCUCAGCUGGCAGCAACAGAAAUUAGAACAGCACAAAGGAAGAUGUGCAGGCAACUCUUGCAUCUGCAUCAAGAUGUGCUUUCUUCACCUGUUCCUGGAACAUUGAAUCAAAUUUCCGUGGUUAUGACGAUACUCUUCUAUAAGUCAGGAAAAUUUCAAGCUUAUAUAGAGAAAAACAGAUCUAUAAUGGCAAUCCCAGAGAGAGUUGUCCCAGCUGUCUUUCAAACCUGCCUGUCCUAUACACUUAUAGCCAAACUUGCUCCUAAUUGGAACCAAGCUGGUCAUCUCUUGAUACAAGGGAAAGAUUUUCUGUCACAAAGGGGAAAGCAAAAUGCAGUUGUUAUGGACAUCAAUGUAUCAGAGACUCAGCUCUGCAUUAGUGUUGAAGUUUUCACAGUACGUCUGCCACCACCUGAGCUUGAAGAAUUUAAUAUUUCAGCAAACAUCUUAAAGAGAUUUGACAGUGAUGAUAAUGCUAUCAUUCAAAAAUACUCUAUUUUAAGUAACUGGUGCUAUGUUUUGCCAAGCAUGAAAAUGGGUCAGAUCAUAAGCAUUAGCCACAUAAUUCCACCCGAUUCUCCAUUCCAGUCAUAUAGUGAUUUGCAGCUGCACUGGAAAAAUCUGUAUGGCUAUAUUCUGCCGGAGGAUCCUGGGAUUUAUUGCAACGUUUACUUCAAACUGAUAGGGGAGCAACUCUUCACAUAUCCUUUCAGUUGCAUCCGAAGUCAGCCAGUGCAGUACUUUCCUAGAGUAGAUUUAGAAGGUGUUCUAAGUGCUUUUGUUGCUGAUCUGAAGACUGUCAUUCCACACAUUUGUGGGCUUCCUCUUAAAAUGAUAAGUAAAGCAUUAUAUGCCACCAAAGAUCUUACCCAAUCAUCUGUACAGAAAGUUAGCUCCAAACCAGCCAAUCUCACUGGAAAAAGGAACUGCAAGAUACCAAAGACAAACAAGUCAUCCCAUUGCAAAGAUACAAACUCAAUUCAGAUUUUGUCAAAAAUGGAAACACACUUGACAUCUGCAUCAAACAGAAGUGGAAAAAGACAGCAGUUAAAGGAAAAACAAGUGAGUUACUCAAAGCCAAAGAAACGAAGAACCAGUAAGCUAUCAAACUAGAAUAAGUAUUUAGAGAUGAAAGAAAGAAAAAACUGGUAUCUGUGAAAGCAAGGUUAUGUGAUUGUAUAAAAAAAUCAAAUUGCAAAAGACUUUGUUCAGAAGAUGUGGAAUAGUCAACCUAGUUGAUUUUUACCUGUUUUAAAACUGCUCCAUUAAUAAGGUUUGUUUCAUCUGAAAAAGUGGUUUU